Gastrolobium bilobum is the source of this 2168-nucleotide messenger RNA. Its product is annotated as lysophospholipid acyltransferase LPEAT2. Bases 159 to 1751 code for a protein of 530 amino acids. Gene Ontology annotation, biological process: phospholipid metabolic process. Lineage: Eukaryota; Viridiplantae; Streptophyta; Magnoliopsida; Fabales; Fabaceae. Gene Ontology annotation, molecular function: lysophosphatidylethanolamine acyltransferase activity; calcium ion binding. The record is from RefSeq and is a predicted model, not a curated record. The transcript is spliced from 14 exons.
CACUCCACACAUCACAACACAACACAACAGAAUACACAACUCAAACACAUAUUGCAACUCCAUCACUCACUUCUUCUCUUUCUUUUUUCUUCUUUCUUCAUUCGUAUUUUUAUACGGUACUCUUAUAUACCGUAUUCGUAUACCUUAUUCUUCCAUCAAUGGCGGACCAUGACAUAACCUCGCCGCUACUCUCCUCCGAUCACUUAAUCGUCACCGUCGAGGACUCUGCCUCCUCCGGCGGUGCCGGCGGGGGAUGGAACCCUUUCCGACACCUCGGGUGCGAUGAGGAGUUGACCGUGCCGGCGGCGAUCACGGUGGACCCGUUCCGGAACGGGACGCCGGAGAUGGAGGGGGUUUAUGAGUGGGUGAAGACGGUGGUGUGUUUGCCGUUGGCGGUGGUGCGGUUGGUGCUGUUUGGGCUGUGUCUGGCGGUAGGUUACGUGGCAACGAAAUUGGCGUUGCACGGGUGGAAGGACAAGGAGAACCCUAUGCCACGGUGGAGAUGCAGAAUCAUGUGGAUCACUCGAAUCUGCGCCAGAUUCAUUCUCUUCUCUUUUGGCUAUCAGUGGAUAAAACGAAAGGGAAGACCUGCACCAAGGGAAAUUGCUCCAAUAAUUGUAUCUAAUCAUGUUUCUUAUAUUGAGCCUAUCUUCUAUUUCUAUGAACUAUUUCCCACCAUUGUGGCAUCUGAGUCACAUGACUCCAUACCUUUUGUUGGCACCAUUAUUAGAGCAAUGCAGGUCGUAUAUGUUAAUAGGUUCGAACCAUCAUCAAGGAAGCAAGCUGUCAGGGAAAUAAAGAGAAGGGCUUCUUGCGAUAGAUUUCCUCGAGUGCUAUUAUUUCCGGAGGGAACCACGACUAAUGGAAGGAGCCUUAUCUCCUUCCAACCUGGUGCAUUUAUCCCUGGGUACCCAAUCCAGCCUGUAAUUGUACGCUAUCCUCAUGUGCACUUUGAUCAAUCUUGGGGCAAUGUUUCUUUGGGAAAGCUUAUGUUCAGGAUGUUCACUCAGUUCCACAACUACUUCGAGGUAGAAUAUCUUCCUGUCAUUUCACCCCUGGAUGAUAAAGAAACUGCUGUACAUUUUCGUGAGAGGACUUGCCGUGCUAUUGCAACUGCAAUGAAUGUUGUACAGACUGGACAUUCUUAUGGAGACACAAUGCUUCAUUCGAAAGCACAAGAAGCAAAACAGGAGAACCCCUCAAAUUAUAUGGUUGAAAUGGCCAAGGUGGAAUCGUUGUUUCAUAUCAGCAGCUUGGAAGCUGUUGACUUUCUGGAUAAAUUCUUGGCUAUGAAUCCUGAUCCCAGUGGUCGAGUUCAGUAUCAUGACUUCUUGAGGGUAUUAAGACUCAAAGCUUGCCCUUUAUCUGAAAAGAUAUUUGCAUUCAUUGAUGUGGAGAAGAGAGGGACAAUUACAUUCAGACAGUUCUUGUUCGGGUCUGCACAUGUCAUGAAGCAGCCAGGGUUCCAUCAAGCCUGUGAAGUAGCCUUUGCUGAGUGUGGUGGUGCAGUAAAGGCCUACAUUGUUGAACAAGAAUUACGAGAUUUCAUCCAACCUGCUAUUUCCAGCUGGGAGGAGGAUGAGGUUCAUGAGCUUUUUGUGCUAUUUGAUAACAAUAAUGAUGGAAAAAUUGACAAGGGUGACUUUCUUUCUUGCCUUAGAAGAAAUCCUCUUCUCAUAGCUUUACUUAAACCUCAACCGCAGUACAAGGAGUCUUUUGGUAAUGGAGUGCUAGAGAGUGUGAUGGGUUGAUUUUACGUGGGAUUAUAUACUCUGGCUUUGUAGGAUGAUGUUCUUUUAGGGAGUACAAAGAAAAGAAAGGGGUAGGAAUUACAUAAAGUAUAGGAUGCAUAAGCCUCCUCUUCUUCUUAAUUUUUUUUUUCCUAUUUCUUUUUUACCUUGCCCUGAUUAAUUACUCAUGCAGCGCAAUUAUUUGGUCAAGAUCUGUGUUUUCCUGCCUUAUUUUAAAGAGGUCAGUUUAACACAGCCAGAUUUCAGUUAAUCUGAUGCAACACUAGUUUUGGUUCAGAAACCAUAUUGGCAUUUAGGGUCAGUGUGGUUCAUCUAAGGUUUGAACCAACUUGUGAAUCUUUCGUUUGUAACAAACAUAAUGAGUGUAUUUUCAAAGAUGUGAACAUGACUAUAGUAUUAAUUGAAUUUGGAUUUUUG